Messenger RNA from Trichomonas vaginalis G3, 2280 nucleotides. RefSeq names its product nuclear pore complex protein NUP93 nucleoporin NUP93 dead eye protein family. The coding region runs from base 1 to 2280 and encodes 759 amino acids. Gene Ontology annotation, biological process: protein import into nucleus; poly(A)+ mRNA export from nucleus. The transcript has a single exon. NCBI's taxonomy places the organism in Eukaryota, Parabasalia, Trichomonadida, Trichomonadidae. Gene Ontology annotation, cellular component: nuclear pore. The record is from RefSeq and is a predicted model, not a curated record. Gene Ontology annotation, molecular function: structural constituent of nuclear pore.
AUGUCUCUUGAAGAACUUUUCAGGCAAGCUGAAUGCCUAGAGAGUGGACGCAAGAGUGGAACAUUAAAUAGCAUUGGUCUCAAUCAAAUUGGUGGAUUUUUUGAUAAAGUAGCUACAUCAGACGAUUAUUCAAUCGAAGGAAGGCUGUUUUUAGCUCAGAAUGGAGUAGAUUCUGCUAGAAUAGAGAAUAUUAUCAAUUCUAUCAUCGCUGAAGAAAACAAAUCCUCAAAAGAAAACAAGAAUGGCGAUAAAACAUUAACUUAUGAGCAUAUUCACUAUCCACGUCUAGCCAAUCAGCAGGUAGAAUACAUGAGAAUGCAAAAAAUCGAUAAUUUAUGGCAUGAACUCCUUGAUGACGCGCUUGAAGAAGUCACAAAAACAAGAAAAAAUCGUUUGGUUGUAAAUAUGUCAAAAAAUUACUUCCCAUCGGAAACAAGUACAAUUCUUCCUAAUCAAUCCCGUGCAGAAACAUACGCAAGAAAAAUAUCAUCUUUUCAAGAUCCAUGCCAAGUUAUUUCAGACUCGUUAGAUGCAUUAAAGGAAGUAUCUGUUAAUGGUGAACCUAAUGCUAAAGCUCAAUUUGGAUUUUUCAAAGCAUUCAGUUACAUUUUAGAUAAAAACUUCUUUACAGACCCAGAUGAAAUAGGACAUCAAGCAACACUUCCAGAUGGCAUCAGAGCGAUGGUUAAUGGAAGUAUUAAGUUCAUGCAAGAGCAAUUUCUUGAAGAAAAUCUCAAAAAUGCAAAAACACGUGAAGCAAUCGAUUUGUACGUACAAGAUAAAUAUCCAGAUGCGAUGGCACCAUGGGCACAGAUAUGGGUUGCCUUAAGAUCUGGUCUUUACGACGUUGUUUCUCAAAUUGUAGAUCAAUACACAAGAAACAAGAGGAAAUCUGAUUUACUUGAUUUCAUGGAAGCUCUUAAUACCUUUGUCAUCAACAAAACGGAGCUACCAACUCCAGAAGCCCGUCUAAAAUUAUUAAAUGACGUAUCAACAGGAUUGACCGACGAUCCGUUCCGCCAGCAAUGUAUGGUCUUUGCUGUUGGCCAGGAAAUACCAACAAACUCUUCUGUUGCCCUUUCCGCUGAAGAUUUCAUUUUUUCAUUGAUUCAACCACUUCGAUUCACUUCUCCAACGAGUGGUAUUGACAUAUCAUUACUUGCUUCAGUACAAGACACCAUUUACAAUGAAGCAAACCAAGUUUUCCCAGAUUCCGGAUUUAUAUUGCCACUUUUACUUCUUCUUUCACUCAAUUUCGAGUAUUGUGGCCAAGAACUUGCUAAAUGCACCAUCUAUCCAUGCGAAAUCGUCCACGCUUGCAUUGCAUUGAAAUCCGCCAAACUCUGGGACUCUCCAGCGAUCACAAACAUGAUCGGACAGUUUGUGUCCUUCCUUCCGGCCAUUUACAUUGGUCGGGCGGUCGAUUAUCUCUCAUUUGCCGGAGAUCACAAAUUAUUAACAAAUUAUUUGUUGACUAUUGAUCCAUCCAUUGCCAGACUAUCAUUAGAAGGACGAGAAGCAGCCAGACAGCUCAUCCAACAAGAUAUUGCCGAGUCAGUUAUCUCUGUUCGCAGUCUAAAACUUACUUCAAUCAUUGGCAACUUCGAAGACGGAUUCCAAAUUGUUGAAGGCCUCGCAGACGACGAGAUUCUUUCAAAAGAAGACAUUUAUUGUGCUGUUGGCCUUGUCACUGAUUUGAUUGAAGAGUUCCACAUGCGAGGAGAUAUAUUGAAAGAACAGAGGACACAAAGAAUUGCGUUUGGAUUUGCUUUCGCUGCUCUUUCUCUUUCUAAUGAAAUUGGAUUGUCCAAUUUGGAGAAACUCAUUGAAGACUGCGAGAAACUCAACAAGACUGUCUAUGAUGACAACUUGUUUGAAACAAACGCAGUAAACACAGUGAGAUGUCUCUGCCACGUUGCGAAAGUCUAUUCGUACUUGGCAAGAGGAGACACAGAAAGUGCAAUAAGAAUGGCAUCACAACCUCCUCACGUAAUUCCAAUGAAACAGGAGUUCGUGAAGAAGGCAAAGGCAUUUAUAUCUCCACAGUUACUUGAUGCAAGUGAUGUAGAAGUAGCAAGGACAAUGGUUGGUUUUGAUUUGGAUGGAACAGUAAGAGCUGUUUUCGCUGGUUCUAAUGUUGGAAAUGAUGUUUUCGCUCUUUGCGUGAGAAUGAUUGGAGAUGUUGUUGCAAGACUAGCUGCAGAAGUAAAGAGAUUGAACAACAACACUGCUCUACAAGCACUGCAGACAUUCUUAGAAAGUACCAAGAUUAAUCAAUAA